Messenger RNA from Choloepus didactylus (southern two-toed sloth), 7180 nucleotides. RefSeq names its product cramped chromatin regulator homolog 1 (gene CRAMP1). Bases 341 to 4309 code for a protein of 1322 amino acids. NCBI's taxonomy places the organism in Eukaryota, Metazoa, Chordata, Mammalia, Pilosa, Megalonychidae. Gene Ontology annotation, cellular component: nucleus. Gene Ontology annotation, biological process: pattern specification process. Gene Ontology annotation, molecular function: chromatin binding. The record is from RefSeq and is a predicted model, not a curated record. The transcript has 20 exons.
ACCGUCCCGCGGUCUCCGCCGGCCGCCGUAACCGGAACUGCUGCGGAGCGCGGCGGGCCGAGCGUCCCGGAGGCUGAGGCGCCGCUGCACGGACGCCCGCAGCCCCGUCAGUCGCUCGCCGGUCCGUGGAGGGGACGUGCUGGGCGAGCGCCAGGCGCAGUGCCGCGCCGCCGCAGCUUCCGAGGCGGUGGGACAGGACCGGCGUCGCGGCCUCGCUGCGUCUUGCGCUCGGGGUCGAGGCUGCCCGGCCCGGCGGUUCUGCGGGCGCUCGCCGGGCCGCGGGCGGAACGCCCCCGGGAGCCCGGGAAGCCAGGCUGCCGCGAGGCGUUGAUGAAAGAGGAUGACAGUGAAGUUGGGAGACGGCAGCAGCGGGGAGGAAGGGCUCAAAAAGCUGGGCAAGCGAGCGGCCGAUGAGGAGUCCCUGGAAGGAGAAGGGGCUGGAGGAGGAGAAGCGGCCGAGGAGACCAGCGGCACAAAGAAGGAGGAGAGCCCCAGCACGGGCAGCGACGGCACCCAGGCGCCCACCAGUCUGCCGCAGGCCCCGUGCCCCCUGCAGCUCUCCUCCCCGGACCAGCAUCACUUCCUCCGGUCCAGCGUGCGGCCGCAGGGCAAGAGGCUCAGGAAGGACUCGUCCUGCGCUGUGGGCAGCAGCGGUGCCGGCGGCUCCGGGGCCCGGGGAAAAGGAGCCGACGGCAGUGGAUCGGCGUCAGGAAAUGGGCCCGGCAUCUCCUCCAGUGCCCCCGUGGGGAGCUCGCGCUCAUCCUCCCGGAACUUAGGUCCGUCGGCUGGCGAGAAGGAGGAAGGCAAAAAGGUCCGGCGGCAAUGGGAGUCGUGGAGCACCGAGGACAAGAACACCUUCUUCGAGGGGCUGUAUGAGCACGGGAAGGACUUUGAAGCGAUUCAGAACAACAUCGCCCUGAAGUACAAGAAGAAGGGCAAGCCCGCCAGCAUGGUCAAGAACAAGGAGCAGGUCCGGCACUUCUACUACCGCACGUGGCACAAGAUCACCAAGUACAUCGACUUCGACAGUGUGUUCUCCCGUGGACUCAAGAAGUCUUCCCAGGAGCUCUAUGGGCUGAUCUGCUACGGCGAGUUGCGGAAGAAGAUCGGGGGCUGUAUGGACGACAAGAACGCAGCCAAGCUGAGCGAACUCAUCCAGGUCGGGGCCACCACAGUGCGUCACAAGGGGCGGAACCUGCGCAUCAAAGCACCCAUGUGCCGGGCCCUGAAGAGGCUCUGUGACCCCGACGGCCUGAGUGACGAGGAGGACCAGAAGCCCGUGCGUCUGCCCCUGAAAGUCCCCGUGGAGCUGCAGCCGCGGAACAACCACGCUUGGGCCCGCGUGCAGAGUCUGGCCCAGAACCCACGGCUCAGGAUGAUCGUGGAGCUCCACCGGAAGGUCUCCAGCCUCAUCGAAUUCCUAAAGCAGAAGUGGGCGCUCCAUGAGGUCCGAAUUCGUAAGACGCUGGAGGAGCGGCAGCUGCAGGACUUGUGUGCCGACGAGGCACGGGACCCGCCGCCCCAGGAGAGGCUGGUGCUGCACCUCUUCCCUGGCGAGAACUGCACGCUGACGCCCCUGCCGGGCGUGGCCCGCGUGGCGCACUCCAAGGCCUUCUGCACAGUGCACUGGCAGGAGAGCGGCCGCUGCCGGCAGAACACCAAGGACUCCCACCUGCUGCCUCCAGCCCAGAUCCUGGGCGUCCAGGGCGGGCCGGGCCCGGCCCGGGGUCAGGGCAAGUGUCCCCGGGGCAGCGCCGAGGGCAAGGGUGGCGGUCGGCCCCCUGCGCCCACCGACGCAUCGCAGAGCUCCGGAGAGAGCUCCCCCGAGAGCGGCCCUGGGGAGGGGGCCGCCCUGAGCCUGAGCAGUCCGGACGCUGCCGACAGGCCCCCCUGCGGGCUGCAGGACAGCACAGGGGGGAGUCUUGAGAGAACCGCUACAGCGGCGCCCGCGGAGGGUGGGGACGGCCCCGCCUGCGACCCGGGUCCUCGGCCCCUGGCAGGGCCUGAGCUGUGUGCCUGUGGCCGGCUCCCAGACCUGGAGGAGGAGCUGUCCCUCCUGGACCCUGUCCCCCGCUACAUGAAGUCCUGCCAGGACCUCAUCAUCCCCGAGACGUGCCGCUGCACUGAGGCCCGGGCCGGUGGGGAGACCCCUCCCUCCAGGGGCUGCGCCUCGCCUGACGUUCUUGCCCCCAGCGGGGAUACCACGGACCUCACCCAGGCCCGGGGGACGCCCUCCGUCGGGGCCCUGCCCAGGCCAGAGCCCCAGCCAGGCGUGUGCAUCAAGGACCCGGGGGGGCCCUCAGAGGAGCCCCAGGAGAAGGGGAGCCCCCCAGAGCCCCCGCCUUCCCAGGGCCAGCCAGCUGUCAAGCCCCUGAAGGACGCCUUCCCCAGCCGGCUGGCCCAGCAGAUCCGAGAGGAGGGCUGGAGCCUGCAGAGCUCCGAGGGGCUCACGCUGGCUGAAGUCUACCUCAUGAUGGGCAAGCCCAGCAAGCUGCAGCUAGAGUACGACUGGCUGGCUGUGCGGGGCCCCGAGGGCCUGUCCACGGGGGGACGGGGACCGGGCCCCCACUCCAGCCCCAUGCCUGCCGCCUGCCACAAGCAGCGCCUCCUCGGCUGCCUCCUGAAGCUCAUCUCCACCGAGGUCAACCCUAGGCUGGGUCCAGAAGCAAACUCCGUCCCCCCGGCCUCAGCAAGGCCUGUCCAGGAGGAACCGUCGCCGACCCCCCCAGGGAAGGUGGUGACCGUGAGCUCACGCAGCCCCCGCUGUGCCCGGAACCAGGCGGCCCUCCGCGGCAGCAAGACCUUCUCUCCAGGUGCCGCGCCUUGCUCCUCAGGUUUGCGAAACCCUCCCAGACCCCUCCUGGUGGCCGGUCCCUCCAGCACAGGGAGCAGCGACUCUGACGGGGGCCUGUUCGCUGUCCCGACAACACUGCCGCCCAAUAGCCGGCACGGGAAGCUCUUCUCCCCCAGUAGAGAAGCAGAACUCACCUUCCGCCAGCAUCUGAGCUCGGUCAGCGUGAGUGCCAGGAGCGGGGACGGCCCUGGUGGUGGGGGCACCCUCGGGAGCAGGCGCUGUCGUCCUCCGCAGAUGCAGUCAGAUUUCUUCCUGCCAAAGCCCCGGAAAUUGCGGAACCGGCACCUGCGAAAGCCGUUGGUAGUCCAGAGAACGCUCCUGCCUAGACCCUCGGAAAACCAGUCCCAUAACGUCUGUCCCUUUUCCAUCCUGUCUCAUUCGUCCACCACUGGGAGAGGUUCGUUCCGGCCCAUCCAGUCUGCUCUGACCAAAGCAGCUCUAUCCCGGCCGAUUGUGCCCAAGGUGCUCCCGCCCCCGGCCACGAGCCACCUGUCCAGUGCUAUUGACCUGGCUGCCAAGAGUGCCGGCAUCAUCCCUGGGAGCCCCCUCCCCAUCCUGGACGCCGAGGGCUUGUCUGACAUCUCCCCACUGCCUUCAGACGAGGUGGCGGCUGCCAUCUCGGGCCAGGAUUCAACCAGCACCCACCAGGAUGGGGACCCCCUCUCUGCCGUGGGCGGCACGAGCGAUCCCUUCAUCAGCGUCCCCUCAAGGCCUGAGCCAGAGCCGCUGGCGGACGGCUUCCAGCAGGCUCCACCCGUGCUCUCCUUGUCCGAGCUGCCCAAAGCUCCUCUCCACAACGGCCUCUCCACCCCUCUUCCUCCGUCAGAAGGUUCCAGCACGCGGCUCUCUCCACCCAACGUGUCUGCCCUGCUGGACAUCUCCCUCCCCGGCCCACCCGAGGACGUGCUCUCACAGGGAGAGCCCGCCACGCACAUCAGUGACUCCAUCAUUGAGAUUGCCAUCAGCUCCGGCCAGUACGGUGAAGGAGUCCCUCUCUCCCCCGCAAAACUCAACGGCAGCGACAGCUCCAAGAGCCUCUCGCCCCCGCCCAGCAGCCCCCAGCCCAGCUGGAUCGCCUCGCCGCCCCACGACCCCCAGUGGUGCCCGGGCGACUCCACGGACUCCUCGCUCAGCAGCCUGUUUGCGAGCUUCAUAUCCCCCGAGAAGAGCCGCAAGAUGUUGCCGACCCCCGUGGGAACCAACAGCGGCACCUCCUUGCUGGGCCCCAGCCUGCUGGAUGGAAACUCGCGCGACUCGUUCGUGUCCAGGUCACUGGCCGACGUGGCGGAGGUGGUGGACUCCCAGCUGGCGUGCAUGAUGAAUGAGAACAGCAUCGACUACAUCUCCCGGUUCAACGACCUGGCCCAGGAGCUGUCCAUCGCCGAGCCCAGCCGCCGAGAGGUGCUGCUGGAUGGCGGUGGGGGCGGCCCCCCAGUCAGCGACCUCUCCCAGUGACAGCGCCCCGUGGCAGGGACUCCCCGGGAGCUGCGGAGGAGGGUUUACCGGGCUGUUGGCCUGUGCUGUGGCUGCUGUGGCCCUCUCCCAAACUGGAGAAAACAGAAACAAAGCUCAGGUCCCCCACCCCCAAAAGAUGGUCUGAACGGGGCACCUCUGUGUCCGGGAACGAGCAGCGUGUUCCAGUAGGCAGAGGACAGCGCUGGCCCAGGGCACGAGGACGGGCUCUCUGGUGUGGGCGCAGGGCCCCGCCCUUCCUGGGGUCCCAGGCUGGGAUCUGCGGGGAGGAUGCUGGGCCCAUGCUGCUGCUGCGGUUGCCAUGCUGGCAACCCCAGGCCCUUUUCUCGGGAGUGCCAUGGUGUAGUCACUGCAGUGGGGGCCUUGACCUCGCCUCUCUCUGCAGGGAGGCCCCAUGCCGCUGGGCUUGCUUGCCACCGGACCUCCGUCCCACUUCGUGUGUUCCCUCUGCGGAGCGACGGGCAGGCGGGAGGGGGCAGCAGGACCUGGUCUGGGCUCGGUUGGGUGCUGACCCUUGCCUAAUGCUUCUCCAUCUGGAGGUUUUGUUCUGACUGAAUUAACAGGAAGGGAGCAAGGAAUCAUGUCUGAUGCAGGUCACACAGACUUUUUAAAAACUCCUGCUAAGCUGACUGAAAACUGCUUUUCUUGGGUGUUAAGAAUGAGGAGGCGUUGAGGUAGCGUGGAGCCCGUUGAGUUGUUUCCGUCCUGUGUCCCUCCGCAAGCUUCUUCCAGGUGAUGUGGGAAGUCAUCUCUGAAUCAGGGGGAGCCCUAAGCACGAAUUUGACUACAGAUAAGACUCUCCUGAUAAGGUUUCCAACUUUUGACACGUUAACAUUUGGCAUCUGACGUCAGUCCACUUCUGCAGAAAGUCAGGGCACGCCCUGAGGCUCAAGCUGAAGCCCUCGCGGUGCCUCAGCCCCAUGACCUCCUGCUCUUCUGCCUGCUCAGACGCCUGGGCACAGGCAGAGCUCUCCAAACCAUGUCCCUCUGGUGGCCAUUCACUACCACAGCUGGUCCCGCGUCCAGUCUGCAGAGUGGAGCUCAUGAGGGCCCCUCAGAGGCCGGCAGCCGCGGCUGGGGUGGUGGGCAGGUCUUUCCCGUGCCGCCCCUCACCUGCUCCUUCACGAAACAACUCCCAGCAGCCAGGACUGAUUUGGGUUUUUUGACCCGCCAGAAGCUCCCACCAUCUCUUGCCCACUCCCCCUGCACCCCCCACUGGCUUGCGGAGGCCACACAAGGAGACCGUUCUCACUCCUGCAUCUCUAGCGGGUGCAGCUCCUCUAGACUGAAAACUUCCCCACAGAGCCAGCAGGAGGGUCAGCACAGGCAGUGGCUUCCUCCCUUCCGAGCCAAUUCCAGGCACAAACGUCACUGACAAAAGCCAGCGUGGGCAGCUCUUCCUGGCUGUUAAGAAAACUGCCUGGAGGUGUGCGGGAGGGGCACAUGGUGCCACUGUAUCAAGUGGUACAGGCAGCAGCGUUCCAGCUGGAGAAUACUUAAACUAGCACGCGCCCUGUGCCAAGGCAGCCGCUUCCUGACCUUCACACCUUGUCAGUUGGAACAGGUCCGCAGCUCUCGCUAGCCCGGGGCAUCGGGCCUCGCUGGGCUGCAGGAUGCCAGGCCCCAGGCCCAGCUCAGCCACUGAGGGUUUCCUCACGCAUCCCUGGCCUCGGGCCCCAGGCACCAAGCAGCAUGGCAGCCUCAGGGACAGGGCACCCAGUCGGUCUGGAGGGCAGGUUCCCUGGCUUUACUCAGUGACAUCUCAAGGGAGGAACUCUCUAGAGAGGCAGGCUCUCUGCUUGGCAGCACCUCCUGCUCGGGCAUCUGACAGACUCCAUUUGGCCAGUGGCUUCCCGGGGGAGGCGGGUCAAGGAGGAGGGUGGGUGAAUCUUCUCACAUAAUCAAGCCAGCACAAUUCCAGGGAAUUCCAUUGCUUCUCUAGCAACCAGGCAGGUGUAGCACUUGCUUGCCAUGACAAAGGGAAAAUGAUAUCCUUUGUAGCAGAACAAAAAUGGCUGCAUUUUCUCCCGGCCCACAUGAAUAUAUAUGUAUAAAAACAGACCACUUCUAAAGGCUGGACUUUUCAGAAGACCCCAGCAGAGAAGGCUCACACCUCCCACCUUCCCCGCUACCUCUCCUUUGGAGGUUAGGACAGCCUCUGUGAGCCCAUGGCUUCCCUUGUGCAUUUGAGCAUGUCAGGAUGGAGAUGAGAUCGGUGUCUUAGGAAAAUCUUUCCCUAGCCAUGCUAACAUCUGAGGUCUUUUUCCUGAUUCAUCUUUUCUAAAGGUUGAGGCUGAGUAUCUCUGGCUAAGGGAGGUGGCAGUUCGGGCCCCAAUUCUUCCCUGUGACUUUCACUGGCGUUCUCUCUCCAGGAGAUACAGAGGCGAGUCCCUGAGCCAAGGCAGCGCCUAGUGCCCCCUUCUCUUGUCCCCAUAUCCUCUAGGUGUCGAGUGGGGUGUGGGGACAUGGACAUGUGUCACCUGCGUCCUUGCUUUCCCACAUCUCUGGGCUCCUGGUCUCAGCACCCUGCCCUUACCGUUCCAAGCCACAGCCUCAGUGCUUGUGGUGUCCCCUCAGCUGAAGAGCAGCUUUGCCUGGACCACGAUGAGUCCAUGCUUGGUCUGCAGAGAAGUCAUGGGUACAAGACGCUGGGAGCAAGUGGGGAGGAAAACAGGAGUCGUAUUGUUUUAGAACAUUUAGCUCUGUCAGAUGUAUUUGUGAGGAAGUAAGGCACUUUUUCAUAAGGGAAAAAGGGAAGGAUUUCAAAAAAAAAAACGAGGGAAAUCCACAGCAAACCUUUUCCAACUGUCGAAGCUUUCCUGAUCUUGCAGUAAUUUGCAAGUCCUGUUAAGU